AGUAAAAACGGGAAAUAAUUUGUGCGUUUAUUACCGCGCGAAAAAAGUAUGAAUUCCUGCAUUACAUUGUAUUCGAAGAAUUCAUAAAUUGAAAAAAUUCAUAUGAUCCUCUGACAUUGAUUGUGUUUAGAACUGAAAAGACGUCAACAUGAAAUGUGUUAUACUCGGGGGAAAUGUCAAAAUUUUGGCAAAAGCCAUACACAUGCUGGCAAAAAUUGGGGACGAGAUGUAUGUGAACCCACAGCAAGAAUUCAUAUCUUUUCGUACAGUCAAUAUGGCCAAGUCAGCAUAUUCUGACUUUACGUUUCACAAGAAUUUCUUUUCUUAUUAUGCCCUCGGAGAUCUUGAGAAAGAAGAAGCACAAAAGUGUAAAAUAUCUAUGAGAAGCGCCAUGACUCUCUUCAAAUCUGCACAUGCAAUGGACAAGCAUGUGGAGACCUGCCACAUUAAUCUGGAACCAAAUGCUUGUAGUCUAGAAUUCAUCUUGAAGUACAGGAAUGGCAUUAACAAGUCCCACUUGUCACCCAUCUUGGACGAUGAGAAGUUGCAAGCAUCGUAUACUAAGAUUGGCAUGAAAAACGAACUGAUGUCUCGGGCCCGAACAUUAGUGGACGCUCUACAGAAUUUUCAGUCGAACCUAAUCGAAAUAACACUUGAGGUAACGCCACAGAAACUGUUGCUCAGGAAUUACGUGGAUGAUACCUCAGGUCUGCAGAACACUACACGUACACAGUUGGUCCUGAGUGUCGGUGAGUUCGACCGCUACAUAGUAGAGAAUGAGACGGUUGUCACGUUCUGUCUGAAAGAAUUUCGAGCUUUUCUUACCUUCAGUGAAAGCGUAGGUGCUUCAGUUAGUGCACAUUUCGAGACUGCGGGGAAACCAGUGCUGUUCGCUCUGAAGAAUCAUAGCUUGGAGGUGAACCUAUUGUUAUCGACUUUGAGCCCGGAUUGCGACAGUCAAUCAGACAUCUCAGUUAUCAGCAGGCACGUGCAAUCUUUUCGCAAGAAGUCAACCUCGAGAUGUAAGUCGUCUUCUAGAGGGAACGUCAAAUCUGCGGGUAGAACGAAGAAGUCUGCUGCCAACCUGACAAUCAAUAAUACAUCCAAGAAGCGGGUCACGGAAGAGAUUAAUCAGAGGAAUAAGACACCUGAUCGAGCUGAGAAGGACGUUGCGGCGAUAUCGAAAACGGGAGAUCCCGCGACGAACAACGUAAGGGAGAGGAGUCAAGCCGAACCGGAGCAGAGUCAUUUAUUCGCCAUCAGUCCUGCCAGCACGACGUCGUCGACGACUCGCAGAAGAAUCCCGGAGAGCCACAGGAAAUUGGUGAAUUCGGUAUUCUCCAGCAUCACGAAACGGAAGUCGACGAGUGACAACGAGAACUUUUCCAUAAAAGAAGGACAGGCCAAGGAGUUCAUAGAUCCGAACGAAAGCAUACCACGCUCACCGCCGCGUCAACCGAUAACUAAGAGAGCUAGAGUAGUGUUUCAGAAGUGCUUCCAAAAUACAUUCGAUCCACGAAUGCUGCCCGGUCAUGACACAAUCCUGGUGGAGGACUCCGACGAGAACAACAGCGACUGAAUCUGUCGUGAAAAACCAUAGUGCGAAUUCUUAGGCCUUUUUUUUGUCUUUUUUUGUCAACCGUGUUGAGUGUAAAUCAAAGAAACGCGAGAUCGAUAUCGCGCAGGCGUAAUAUUUCGAGAGCAGAUCGAAAGGGAAGUUAACGGGACCCGUUUUACUCGAAAACGGAUAGUGCUCUUUGUGAAGACCAAUAUACGUUAAUUUAUACACAGAGAGCGUAUUAUAUAUAUAUAUAUUGUGGAAAUAUUUCACUGAAAUGUUAUUAAAUCCUUUCUACAGA
This is a messenger RNA of Dinoponera quadriceps, 1859 nucleotides long. It is a transcript of the gene Rad9, whose product is annotated as cell cycle checkpoint control protein RAD9A. Bases 149 to 1579 code for a protein of 476 amino acids. Gene Ontology annotation, biological process: DNA replication checkpoint signaling; cellular response to ionizing radiation; mitotic intra-S DNA damage checkpoint signaling. The transcript is spliced from 6 exons. The record is from RefSeq and is a predicted model, not a curated record. Gene Ontology annotation, cellular component: checkpoint clamp complex. Lineage: Eukaryota; Metazoa; Arthropoda; Insecta; Hymenoptera; Formicidae.